This is a messenger RNA of Periconia digitata, 1503 nucleotides long. The record is from the annotation of a GenBank genome assembly. NCBI's taxonomy places the organism in Eukaryota, Fungi, Ascomycota, Dothideomycetes, Pleosporales, Periconiaceae.
CACCCCAUCACUACCGCCGCCAUGCAGCGGGUGCAGAGGAAAGUGGGGCGCUUGCCCUUCCUAUCCACGCGACUGCCCAAUGAGGCCGAUAUCGAGGCCAUGCUCCGCGACUUCAACGAUUCCGACCAGAUGCUGGAGAGGAUCGAAGAUGCCGCAAAGCAAUGGCGCGACGCCUGGACAAACAUCCUCAACCACCAGCUCGCUGCUGUCGAGAUCAUGCACAAUAUAUACAAACCCUUGGGCGCAAAGGGCGGGGAGUUCGGAACCCAAACCCACACAGACACCCCACCGGAGACCAUGGAACGAUGUGUCCAGCUGCUCGAGGCUUUCGCUGAUCUCAAAUCCGACAUGAUGGAAGAGGUCAAGGAUAUUGAGAGGAAAUUGAUCCUACCCGCGAAGCUUGCUAGGGAUGCCCUCAAACCUAUGCACAAGGUCAUCAAGAAGCGCGACGACAAGAAGGUCGACUACGAGCGAUACAAAAGCCGCGCCGAGGCCCUCCAGAAGAAAAAGACGCGAUCGGACCGAGAGAACACGGCCCUGAACAAACACGAAACAGACGUCGCUCGUGCCAUACAUGAAUAUGAAUACGCAGAUGAAGGUUUGCGCACACAGCUUCCCAGGCUGAACGCUGCAACCUUUUCUUUGCUUCCACAUCUUCUUGCCAAUCAAAUCAUUUUGCAGAACAACUUGAUCGGCAACCUAUAUACUGUUCUCAACGAGUAUUCGCAUGCGCAAGGCUACCCGGACCCUCCCCCCGAGCCCGAGGAAGUAGUCCCCAUGUGGGAGGCGGCUUUCACUUCGCUGCGCAUGGAGAUUGAGACGGGAUUUGGUCUACUAAAAGGUGGGAAGGCUAUUCAUCAGCCGAUGAGAAUGCCUGAGAAGGGUGACACAGUGACCGGCUUAGGCAUUAGAAACAAAGUGGGCAUCGGCGGAGGGGGUGGUGGAGGAGGAGGUGCAAUCCGGUCGCGGAGUAACGAGUCCGUCCAGACUCUCCCUUCGAGAUCACCGAGGCCAGACAGACACCACUUGCCACCACCAGCAGAAGAAUCCCCACAAUUACAAGUGCCUCCUGCUAUCAACCUUUCCAGCAAACCUUCCAUGAGCUCUCUCAACGCGACAAAACCUAGAUAUGGUGGAAGUUCCCCCAGUCUGAGUCCUCAUAUGGGCGCAGACAAUCGCCGUCCAUCACACGGAUCUUCCACUAACGGCCAUGACGAUUACUUCGGGAGACCUCGUAUAUCCUCCUCGACUUCUGCUGGAGCAGCAUCCCCGCAGAUCGUGGGCAAAAAGAAACCGCCACCGCCUCCUCCCAAGAAGAUUGGUUCAUUCCAUGGUGAAUAUGUCACCGCCAUGUACGACUUCGAUGCUCACAGUUCCGGAGAUUUGACUUUCAGAGAGGGAGACAAGAUCCGCGUCGUGAAGAAGACGAACAGCUCGCAAGAUUGGUGGGAAGGGGAACUGCGAGGGCAAAGGGGAAGUUUCCCCGCAAACUACGUCAAGUAG